Messenger RNA from Fonsecaea multimorphosa CBS 102226, 2241 nucleotides. RefSeq lists its product as uncharacterized. NCBI's taxonomy places the organism in Eukaryota, Fungi, Ascomycota, Eurotiomycetes, Chaetothyriales, Herpotrichiellaceae. The coding region runs from base 1 to 2241 and encodes 746 amino acids. The transcript has 2 exons. Gene Ontology annotation, biological process: protein phosphorylation. Gene Ontology annotation, molecular function: protein kinase activity; ATP binding. The record is from RefSeq and is a predicted model, not a curated record.
AUGGCCAUGAUUUCCCCCUUCUCGGAAGCGCCUCACCAGGCCACUGCGGCGCCGCAGAGCUACUUCGAGAUCCAAGAAGAUUCCGCGCACGGCGAUACCCUUGCGGACAAAUAUCAGAUGCUGGAAGAACUAGGUAGCGGCUCGUUCGGUGUUGUCUACAAGGCUAUAGAGAAAGGGACGGGUGAAAUCGUCGCCAUCAAACAUGUGGAUCUCGAAUCUUCUGAGGAAGACCUUUCCGAUAUCCUGUCCGAACUCUCCGUCCUCUCAUCAUGCUCAAGUCCGCACGUCACCAAAUAUCGCCUGGCGUUUCUGCGGCGACAGACUUUGUGGAUUGUCAUGGAAUACCUCGGAGGCGGAUCAUGCGCAGACCUCCUCAAGCCGCCUCCCCAUCGUCUGUCAGAAAGUCACAUCGCCAUCAUAUGUCGAGAGCUGCUCCUCGGCUUGGCGUACUUACACGGUGAGGGAAAAUUACACCGAGAUAUCAAGGCCGCAAAUAUUCUGCUCGGUAUGGAUGGUCGGGUGAAGCUGGCCGACUUCGGCGUCGCUGCGCAGCUGGUUGGGUUGAAGAGCAUGAGGAACACUUUUGUCGGGACUCCUUUUUGGAUGGCACCCGAGGUCAUCCAGCAGGAAGGUCAUGACGCCAAAGCGGACGUCUGGAGUUUGGGCAUCACGGCAAUGGAAUUGGCAAACGGCGAACCUCCGCAUGCCAAUGUUCACCCCAUGAAAGUCCUAUUUCUGAUACCGAAACAGCCUGCGCCGCGGCUAGAAGGGCCCAAUUGGUCCAAAGACUUCAAAGACUUUGUUGCUUGCUGUCUAACCAAAGAUGUCGACAAGAGGAAAAGUGCAAGGGAAUUGCUCAGCCAUCGGUUCAUCCGGUCCGCUGGGAAGAUUGAAGGUCUCCAGGAGCUGAUCGUGCGAAAGCAGGACUGGGAAGCUAGCAAAGGGGGAGACAGAAAUUUGAAGUACUACGCCGAAACCCUCAAAAACCUGUCGCAGGGCCGGAAUGACGAUGACUGGGUGUUUGAGACCGUCAAAGCUGUGCCCACUAUGGAUUUCAAGGACUUUCACACCCAGAGGAAGAGGAAGGCUGGGAGAACACCAGUCGACGUCCUGGGUGAUGGCUCCGAGCAAAGCGCCGCACAUAUGAUGGAGGGGUUGACUCUUGACCGUCGACCAGAACCUCAACAGAGUCCAACCAAGCUGACGAUGCGGAAGAUCUCAGAGUCAACACAGCAACAGUACCACAAAGACCGAAGGGACUCUACUGAUUCGUUAGCAGGCAAGAGGACAAACAGGAAGAGGCUGUCCAGCACCCAAGUACGGCAGCCACUGGGAGUGAACAUGUCGUUUGGCAACAGCCCAAGCACAGUCCGACAAUUUAGACGCGUAUCACCAAAUGCGAACACGAGCCCGAACACGGAGAAUGAGGAUCCGAACUCUAGCGUCAUCCGGACUCCGUCAAAAGCCAAACCUGACCUGUCCUCUCUGGUGGAUAUUGAGGCUUCAUUGCUGUCAAAGCCUGAUAAAGCAUCAAGAUUCUCCUCGACCGCCACGACCAUCGCGAUAGAGACGAAGGAGGCGAAUCUUGGCCGUAAACUCUACUCGAACGCAAUUGGUAUUUCGUGUCAAGACGUUCUCAAUGACACCGCCGACGAAGUCAAACGCGAGGCUGUUGCGCGGCUAGCCGAGGCCUUCUCCGACUUGGAAAGCGUGGAUCCAGAUGGCCUGUAUCACAUUAUGCAGUCAAUCAUCUCCAAGAUGAAGCAGGACGAGACGUUGAAGCAUAUGCUGCCCCAGCAACCUUUGACGAUGUCGCCAUCCAAGGAGAUGCUGCAGUCCCCUCAGAAGCUCAAUGACCCACACAUGUCGACGGCAUCACCGCAGCCCAUUGGCCCCAACGAGAGCAGACAGGUUACUCCUAGCACACCGACGGGGAAAGGAGCCGUGGGUGCCAAACUGGUCCUUGCGCAGAACAAUCCACACCUCAAGAGUCAUCGACGGAGGCAAAGUGCACAAGCUGCCAUUGUCAAGUCCCGUGACACGAGUCAAGUCUUUGCAAGUCCGCUAAGAAACACAAGUGUUGAAGAGAAACAAAAAGCAAGUCUGUUGGAGGCUGAAAAUCAAACGGAGAAGGAGAUGAUGAGCGGGUUAGUAGGUGGGUUGGAACACACGAGACAACUUGCAGAUGCACUAUUCGAGAGAUGGUGCGAGGGGUUGAGGGUCAGAUGGCCAGCUGUUUAA